This is a messenger RNA of Cyphomyrmex costatus, 2925 nucleotides long. RefSeq names its product cytochrome P450 4C1-like. NCBI's taxonomy places the organism in Eukaryota, Metazoa, Arthropoda, Insecta, Hymenoptera, Formicidae. Gene Ontology annotation, molecular function: monooxygenase activity; iron ion binding; heme binding. The transcript has 23 exons. The record is from RefSeq and is a predicted model, not a curated record. The coding region runs from base 1 to 2925 and encodes 974 amino acids.
AUGAUGUUUAUUACUAUAUUGCUCUCAUUUAUAGUUAUUAUAGUGUAUAGUUAUUAUGCGCAUUACAGAAGAAAAAGACAACUUAUCGAACUUAUACCAGGACCACGGCCACUGGGUUAUUCGUUUAUUGGAAAUACAUUGCAAAUAUUGGGUUCACGUGAGGAACAAUUUAAAAAGCUAGUUAACUUUUUCGACCAGUACUAUCCCAUAUGCAAAAUUUGGUCAUUCUUUUAUGCUGUGAUCAUUCGUCAUCCAAAUGAUCUAGAGAUAAUAUUAACCCAUACACAACACAUUGAAAAAAGUAACAUUUACGAUAUUAUAAAACCUUGGCUCGGUACUGGUCUUGGCAUUAGUAAAGCCGCCAAGUGGCACUCACGGCGAAAAAUAUUAAAUUCCGCAUUUCAUUUUAACAUAUUGCAGCAGUUUCUUGACAUUCUGAUCGAGGAAAGUGAAAACAUGACAAAUUCCUUGAGAAAUACAGGAGAUACAGUUGUAAAUGACUUAUUAUCGUUUGUUAGUGAACAUACGCUGAAUGCAAUAUGUGAAACUGCUAUGGGUAUUUCUCUAAAAGAUCUUGGUGCACUCCAGCAACGAUAUCGAAAAGCGACUCAGCAGAUGAGCGAACUGUUUAUUUAUAGACUUUUUAGACCAUGGCUGCACUUCGAUUGGAUAUUCUCGUUGACACCAACAAGUAGAGAGCAAACGAAGAUUCUGAAGAUAUUACAUGGAUUUACUGAACGAAUUAUUGCCGAAAGAAGACUUUAUCAUGAACGCACUAAUGGUCAAUACUUAAAGGAAUUUAGCAAUGAUACGUUAGCAGAAAGAGAUGACGUCGAAACAAUUGGAACAAAAAGAAAGCGACUUGCAAUGUUGGAUCUUCUAAUAGCAGCAUCUUGCGACGGUCUCAUGACUGAUUUAGAUAUUAGGGAGGAAGUCGACACUUUUGUGGUUGCGGCUCAUGAUACCACAGCAAAAGCUAUAUGUUUUAUUUUGUUGUUAUUAGCGGAACAUAAGAACAUUCAGGAUCGUGCCAGGAACGAAAUUGAUACUGCUAUGCGACAGAAUGAGGAGAAAUUUACUAAGGAAUUGUUGCAACAACUAUCAUAUUUAGACAGAUGUAUAAAGGAAGCGUUACGUUUGUAUCCUAGUGUGCCUUUUAUAUCACGUGUUCUUGGAAAAGACGUAAAAUUACAGUCAUAUUUAGUGCGUGCUGGAACAACCACGUUUAUUAACAUUUAUGGUGUUCAUAGAGAUCCUAAUUUUUGGCCAAAUCCAGAUAUAUUUGAUCCAGAUAGAUUUUUGCCUGAAAACAUCCGAAAUCGUCAUCCUUAUUCAUACAUACCAUUCAGUGCUGGACCACGUAAUUGCAUCGGUCAACGAUUUGCUAUGCUUGAAAUGAAGGCGAUGAUAGCUUCUUUGAUACAUAAUUUUUACUUGGAGCCUGUUGAUUAUUUAAAAGAUCUACAGCUACAAGCUGAUAUUACUCUUUGCUCUACACAUCCACUUCGUGUAAAAUUUGUUCCUGUCUGUAAGCAACAAUUUAGUAGAUUAAUGAAGUUUUUUGAUGAGUACAAUCCUAUCUGCAGAAUGUGGUUAGUCUUCUUUUCUUUUGUGUCCAUCCGUCAUCCAGAUGAUAUAGAGGUAAUACUAAGCAGCAAAAAACACAAUGAAAAGAGUGUCGUUUAUGAUAUCGCAAAACCUUGGUUUGGUACUGGUCUUGUCACUAGUAAAGGCGAAAAGUGGCAUUCUCAUCGAAAAAUAUUAACUCCUACGUUUCAUUUUGAUAUAUUGAAGCAGUUUGUCAAUAUUUUGAUCGAGGCUGCUGAAGAUAUGACAAAUUCCUUGAAAAAUACAGAAGAAACAGUUGUAAAUGAUUUAGUAUCGUUUAUUAGUAAACACACCUUAAGUAUAAUAUGUGAAACUGCCAUGGGUAUUUCUCUAAAAAAUCUUGGUGCAUUCCGAGAACAGUACCAAGAAGCGAAUCACCAAAUGAGUGAACUUCUAACGUAUAGAUUUUUUAGACCAUGGUUGCAUUUUAAUUGGAUAUUCUCUUUGACGCCACAAGGCAGACAGCAAACAAAGGUUUUGAAGAUAUUACAUGGAUUUGCGGAACGCAUAAUUGCUGAAAGAAAACUUUAUCAUGAACGCACUAAUGGUCAAUACUUAGAAGGCUUUGGAAAUGAUAUAUCAGCAGACAAAGAUGACGCCGAAAGGACUGGAACACGUCGAAAACAGCUUGCAAUGUUGGACCUCCUAAUAGCAGCAUCUCGCGACGGUUUCAUGACUGAUUUGGAUAUUAGGGAGCAAGUCGAUACUUUUAUAUUUGCGGGCCAUGAUACUACAGCAAAAGGUGUAUGUUUCACUUUGAUGCUAUUAGCGGAGCAUAAGAAUGUUCAGGAUCGUAUUAGGAACGAAAUCAAUACUGCAAUGCGAGAGAAUAAGGAGAAAUUUACUAUGGAAUUGUUGCAACAGCUACCAUAUUUAGAGAGAUGCAUUAAGGAAGCGUUACGUUUGUAUCCCAGCGCACCUAUUUUAUCACGUACUUCUGGAGAAGACAUAAAAUUACAGACAUAUUUAGUGCCUACUGGAACAGUCUUGGGCAUUAAUAUUUUCGGCGUUCAUAGAGAUCCCAAAUUUUGGCCAAAUCCAAAUACAUUUGAUCCAGAUAGAUUUUUGCCUGAGAACGCCCGAAAUCGUCACCCUUAUUCGUAUAUACCAUUCAGUGCUGGACCACGUAAUUGCAUCGGUCAACGAUUUGCUAUGCUUGAAUUGAAGGCGAUGAUAGCUUCUUUGAUACAUAACUUUUACUUGGAGCCUAUCGAUUAUUUAAAAAAUCUUCGGCUACAAGCAAAUUUCACUCUUUGCCCUACUCAUCCACUUCGUAUAAAAUUUGUGCCUGUUUACAAAAUUAAUGCAAAUAUAUGA